UAGAUUAAUUUUUUAACUCUCUGACGUAUGUAUUAUAGUUUAAUCUUAUGUAGAUUUGUUACUUUUCAGUUUAUUUUCUUAUUUAAAUAAUGUACGAUAACAUUCCCGUUAAUGGGCUUAGUAACGCAGUUUUUUUGUGUAUUAGAAACACUCCAUAUACAAAAUUAAACACAAACUCUUUUCGGAGAAAUUUACUUUCAAUAGUUGAUAAUUAUAUAAAUUCUGAAGGCACCGAUGUUGAUUCUGACUCAAAUCAUACAGAUUCACCGGAUAAAUUUAAUAAUUACAUCUUAAAUGCUGAAAACUACUCUGUUCAUUUUCUUUUAUCCACAAAUUUGAGUGAAAAUUCUGAGCUGUGCUCUUUAUACGGCUUCGAAGAUUUCACAGGAGUAUAUGCACUAAGAAACUUUUUAACAGAAGAACAAUGCCUGCUUUUGGCAUGUGAAACACUCAGAUCCUACAUUAAUCCACCUAACAAUAGUAAUUUGCUAGUCAAGGACCCUAACAUAUCUUCCCCUAUAUGGCCGAGCAAAUCAUUCCAAAAUUUAAGGUGGUCGACUAUUGGCCAUUUAUAUGAUUGGGGGAAAAGGCAAUAUGUUGGAUUUACACAAUUUCCAGAGAUUGUAGUCAAAAUUGUUAAUCAAAUCAACACUUUACUUUCUGACUUUUACAACCCAUUUACUGCAGAUUCGGCAAUAAUAAAUUUCUAUUCAAAGAGUUACUUUCUGAGACUACACAGAGACGAUGCCGAGGAAACAAAUGACCCAGUGAUAAAUAUAAGUCUAGGAGCUCCAGCUAUUUUUUGUAUUUGUAAAGAGGAUCCGAACCAACUUCCCCUUUCAUGUGUUGUUGAUUCUGGAUCGAUAAUAAUAAUGUCAAAAAACUCAAGAAGAUGUUUACAUGGUAUAAGCAAGUUGCUUCAUUAUGUAAAGCCAGAUUCAAGUGAUUUAAACGGAAUUGAAACGAUAAAAGAUACGAAAACACCGUUUUCUAAGCCUUAUUUCAUUAAAAACGUUCCAAAGUGUCCAAGUGAAGUUUUCAAAGGGUUCACAACAGCUCUAGAUGACGAUCAAAUAUCCAGUGUAAAAAAGUAUUUAUCAGAAUCGAGGAUUUCAAUAAGUAUAAGGAAAGCAAAACUUUGAAAAUACAUCUUUUUAUCAUAAACAGAUCAAUGGAGAUUCUAGAAUCUAUAUACCUUGUAGGGAAUCACUUUCCAAGCCAUGAUUUUGUAAUGUACAACUAGUUUAUAUAGUCCAAAAUCCAUCGAAUUGUAAUUUAAAUAAAUUAAUUUAUGAUUUUUA
Messenger RNA from Theileria parva strain Muguga, 1301 nucleotides. It is a transcript of the gene alkB, whose product is annotated as Alpha-ketoglutarate-dependent dioxygenase alkB. The coding region runs from base 90 to 1142 and encodes 350 amino acids. The transcript is spliced from 6 exons. Gene Ontology annotation, molecular function: ferrous iron binding; broad specificity oxidative DNA demethylase activity; oxidative RNA demethylase activity. NCBI's taxonomy places the organism in Eukaryota, Apicomplexa, Aconoidasida, Piroplasmida, Theileriidae. Gene Ontology annotation, cellular component: nucleus; cytoplasm. Gene Ontology annotation, biological process: oxidative RNA demethylation. The record is from RefSeq and is a predicted model, not a curated record.